This is a messenger RNA of Fonsecaea multimorphosa CBS 102226, 2346 nucleotides long. RefSeq lists its product as uncharacterized. Gene Ontology annotation, cellular component: replication fork protection complex; nucleus. The transcript has a single exon. The coding region runs from base 1 to 2346 and encodes 781 amino acids. Gene Ontology annotation, biological process: DNA replication; DNA replication initiation. NCBI's taxonomy places the organism in Eukaryota, Fungi, Ascomycota, Eurotiomycetes, Chaetothyriales, Herpotrichiellaceae. Gene Ontology annotation, molecular function: DNA replication origin binding; single-stranded DNA binding. The record is from RefSeq and is a predicted model, not a curated record.
AUGUCCUCAGAGAUUGCCUGGCCUCCUGUUUCGCCUCAUGCUGCGCUGCUGAGCUCUCCAAGUGGACGCAAGAAGUAUGAAGCCUACCGAGAGGGCACAUCUCCCAUAAAACGAUCUGCAACGACACCUAGUCUCGUCGACAGGCUGCGAGCGGCUCGCACGAACAAUGACUUCGGGGUUCUAGGUGGAAACGAGGAGGAGGAACAAGAAGAAGACGAAGAGACACUCCAACUUCAAUUGGCUGCAAUCGAGGCCAAGUUAAAAUUGAAGAAGUUGCAACAGAGCAAGGCAAGGGCUGCAACUCCCACCAGAGACUUGGCCCGGCCAGCUUCUGCUCAUGCACCGUCCGCUGCGCAGGUUGAGGUGAAAGCUUCUCCGAGUAAACGGAUACAACCCCCAGUGUCGAAGUCGCCAUCCAGAGUUCUCCUAGGAAUCGACAAGGGUAUCCGAGGCGCGGAUGUAUCACUACGCAGAGCCAAUACUACCAACGGCAGUCAUCGUUCCACGAGAACGGACAGUUCACUGCCGGGCAGUCACAGACCACCCUCUCAGUCUGCAGGAUUUAACUCUGCGCGAUCCGCCGCCUCAUCUAGGUCUGCUGUAAGGACCGAGUCACGCAAAACAUUCAGCGAGAGAAUGUCAGAGGCCCGCCAACGGGAGACGACCCUCGAACAACAUCGCGCCACGACAAUUCAAAAUCGCAGCAGAGGAUUUGCCCUGGACCAAACGGAAAUGGAGCGUUACAGAUCGACGGCGGAGGAAUCACGCAAUCAACAAUCGUCAAAGUCACCGACCCGACAAUAUUUCGAAUAUAGUCGAGACGAAGUCCUGCAUGCCGCAACAGAAGCUAAUAUUGGCAGUCGACAACUUAAGAAGAGUCGAACCAUGCCUAAUCUCAGAACAUCACCAUCCAGGCACAGCAGGAACCCAGAGACCCAACCGGGAGACGCGAACCUUUUCGAAGGCUUCUCUGGACUACACCUGUCUUCGCGAAUCCUGCCGCACUCGUUCCUCAAACGCACUCUUCCCACCGAACAAUUUACCAUCUUACGUAUCCCAGACCUCCUCAAAGCCGUCAAGUCGCCUACAUACGACCUCCCUGAAUCUCUAUGCGACUAUGUCGUUUUUGCGGUGAUCGCUUCCAAAUCCUCCCCUAUGGACCACAAGACGCCCAAUCCCAACAACGGAACAGUUGGGAGUAACGACUGGGAACGCCAAUGGGAGGACGGAUCGCGCAAUCAUCGGCGCUUCAUGGCUCUGACCCUGACAGACUUGACCUGGACCAUCGACUUAUACCUCUUCAGCACCGCCCUUCCCCGCUACCACCGGCUCACACCAGGCACUCUUGUGGCAAUCCUCAACCCGGGCAUUCUGCCCCCGAAGCCAGGGAAAGCCGACACGGGGGCAUUCUCCUUGUCCCUCUCCGAUGAUUCCGACACCAUCCUGGAAAUAGGCACAGCUCGAGACUUGGGGUACUGUAAGACCCUGAAAAAGGACGGGAAGGAAUGUGGAAGUUGGGUCAACGCGGCCAAGACUGAGAUUUGCGAAUGGCACCUCAACGCGGAAAUUAACAGGACAAAAGCGAAAAGAAUGGGUGUGAACACCGGCACAAAUGGUUUCGGGGAGUGGAAGAAUCGUCCUCUGUCACGAAAUGAAGACGGCGGAAAAGGGACGAGGGACGGACGACGAUAUGACAGGACGACAGAAAGUCACUAUUACAUCGCCAGCACAGGACCCAAAGUUGGCGGGCACGGGCACGGGCACGGUCGCCGUAUGCUGGGCGUGGGUGUGGGUCCACAUCUUCUGGACAGCGACGACGAUCCGUUUCUGCCCAGCGGUCAAGACGGGGGUCAGCUGUCCCGCCCCAGCGACCGCGAUGCGCGCCUGAGGAAACGUCUCGCCGCACAGGCGAAGGAGCGCGAGAUCGCGCAGAAACUCGGCUCACGAGAACACGGCGGCGGACUCGGGUUCGGGUUCGAGAGCGCCGGGGCAGAGUACAUGCGGCAGCAGAAGGCGAAGAAGACGAGGGACGAUGAAUCCCGAAUAAAAGACAAACAAUCUGCUGCAAAGACCGUGGCUGUGGGCGCCGUGGGCGAGACAGAGACUCAGACUCGACGCCUAGGUCCCAAUAUCUCUGGGAGUAUCUUGACCAGCACCACGAACGAGAACCGAAAGCGCACAGCCGCAGAUGUGCGCCUCUCGCCCGUGAAGAAGACGCGCUUCGUCACUGAAAAGGGCAUCAGAGAGGCCGGCAGAGAGUCCCUUGGAACGGGCGUGGGUUCUCAAGAUCCAGGACCCGGUGUUGGGGUGGAGAGUGAAAGUGAGGAUGAAUUGGAAAUUGUUUGA